This is a messenger RNA of Anguilla rostrata (American eel), 1714 nucleotides long. RefSeq names its product transcription factor HES-2-like. The record is from RefSeq and is a predicted model, not a curated record. Gene Ontology annotation, biological process: regulation of neurogenesis; anterior/posterior pattern specification; regulation of transcription by RNA polymerase II. Bases 613 to 1245 code for a protein of 210 amino acids. Gene Ontology annotation, molecular function: protein dimerization activity; RNA polymerase II cis-regulatory region sequence-specific DNA binding; DNA-binding transcription factor activity, RNA polymerase II-specific. Lineage: Eukaryota; Metazoa; Chordata; Actinopteri; Anguilliformes; Anguillidae. Gene Ontology annotation, cellular component: nucleus. The transcript is spliced from 3 exons.
UGUAUUUGCAACGCGGCCCAUUUACAGGAACAUCUUAUUUGCUUUUCAAUUAAUUCUACUAGUUUGCUCAAAGGGGCAAAGUGUGCAAUUAAUGGCGGGGCCAUUUUUAUCUGAACCUGUUUUAUUCAGCAGAGAGGGCGUCAAGUAAUCAGACAGAGCUACGAGGACUGGACCUUCUCCGAAGGAAGACUGACAAACGUCCAUUUUGAAUGUUCUAUCGAAAAUAUAUUUUUAUUCGAACGCGUUUUAAUACCAUCCCAGUUCGAAAUUUAACUAAAAUAAAAUGUGUGACAUUUCACCGUAAAAUUGCACAAGGAGGCUCACGUCGUGGCGGUUCUUAGUUUCCCAGAGUCGGGUGUGAUUGGUUUUAUUGCCACAAUAGGAUGCGUUUAUUGGCGUUAUUAGAAGUGAAUUCGGAGUUGUUUCUUGAAGGCGGGGCGCCAGGCCAGCUGGGUGGAGCCACUAAGAAUAAUGUCUUAUAAGGAAACGAUAAAAAACGACACACUGCUCAAACUCCACACAGAGUAACAGGAUCUUAACAUUGACGGGCAGGAUAGCAGUCGAUCGGAUACCGAACUCUGUUCCUCCUGGUGAUCAGCAAAAGACGCAGCAAUGGAGGUGAUCAUGAAGUCAAGUGGAGCCAACCUGAAGGUGGACUUAAAAACAACAAGAAAGCUCCUCAAACCGCAGGUGGAGAAGCGUCGGAGGGAGAGAAUGAACCGCAGUCUGGAGAGCCUGAGAGCGCUGCUGCUGCAGGGGUCCCAGCACCAGGCGCUGGCGAGUCGCAGAGUGGAGAAAGCAGAGGUGCUGGAGCACACGGUGCUCUUCCUGCAGAGCGCUGCCCACAGAGGGGCAGCUGAAGGCAGCCAGCAGCAGGACUUCCAGGACGGGUUCUCCACCUGCCUGCAGCGAGCAGCGCGCUUCCUGCGGGACAGCAGGGCGGGGCGGCAGGGGGAGGGGGCGCUGAGCGUCACCCUGUCCCGUCACCUGACGCACCUCGGCCCGCUCCCCAGAGCUCCCAUCAGCCCCCACUCUGCCCACACGCAGCCCAAGGGGCAGAGCGCCCAGCUGGGGGGGCAGAACUGGCACUGCAGCCAGCAGCAUGGAGCCGCCCUCAGGAACAGCCCCUCCCACCAGCUCAGAGCGGCCCUGGCACACAGACACCCCAACCUGCCCCAGCCCCCCCACAGAGAGGCUCUGUCACCCCCCACAAACAGCCAGUCACCAUGGAGACCCUGGUCCUAAAACCAGCCUCAAGAUAGACACUGCCUUCCGAUUGGACACUGGAGCAAGGACACUGUCAUUCAUGAGUUCUACUGUAUAUAGACAUCUAAUGCCCAGUUAUAGCUCUUAUUGCCAUGCAGACCCUGGUCUAUACAUGGUGCUGUGUUGAAGUUGAAGAUUUUUUAAAUGAUUUAUGUCAGUAAUUACAUGUAAAUAUUUCAAAAAGAAAAUUAUUUUUUAACAGAAAUACAUUUUAAGAGGUUUUAAGCUGUAAUUCUUCUAAUAUAUUUUGUACAUAUAAAAUAAUAUUCUUAAAAUAUUCUGCAUUUGUCCUACUCAUGUGUAUUUGUUUGUUUUGUGUCUCAUUUUGCAUUUGUAUUUAUAUGUAUGCAAAACAAAGAAAAAUCUUUCAAGUACUUUUGUCCUUUGUUUUGGCGCACUUCACAAGCUGACAUAGUUAAAAAUAAAACAUAUUUUUGUUUCAAAAGAA